This is a messenger RNA of Anopheles maculipalpis, 2658 nucleotides long. RefSeq lists its product as uncharacterized. The transcript has 3 exons. Bases 1 to 2658 code for a protein of 885 amino acids. Gene Ontology annotation, biological process: regulation of transcription by RNA polymerase II. Gene Ontology annotation, cellular component: nucleus. Gene Ontology annotation, molecular function: DNA-binding transcription factor activity, RNA polymerase II-specific; RNA polymerase II cis-regulatory region sequence-specific DNA binding. Lineage: Eukaryota; Metazoa; Arthropoda; Insecta; Diptera; Culicidae. The record is from RefSeq and is a predicted model, not a curated record.
AUGCAGCUCAACAACAUGCCCAACCAUCAGUCAAGUGCCGGUGGAACCGAUCAGCAGCACCGUGUGAUGGUGGAUUCGCCCUCGCUACGCCUCGUAUCCAGCUCCGUUCCCAUCUCGAUCCCGCUCUUCCGGCUCCGGAACGUUAGUUUUCUGCAUCCGCAGAUCGAUCCGAUGGCGGCCCACCCACUGGUCGACCCGGACCCGAACGGGUCCUCCAACACCAACAACAACAACUACGAAUUCUACAAACCAUCCACCACGAACGGGCUGGUGGAGCUAAUCAGUGGUACCGGUGACGAACCCGGCCCCGAAAAGGAAGACCCCACCGACCAGGCCAAGAUCAAGCUGGAAGCGAGCGACGGCGAAUGCCCGGAUGCGUUUCACCACGUGCGGCCCGGUUCGAGCGGUGCCAGCUCGAACUAUGGCACGCAGGACUCGCACUCAUCGCCGACGCCACCGCCGGCAACAUCGGAGAUGGCCCACCGCACCCACCACCAUCCGGCGGAGGCGGCGGACGUCGAGCCGGACGGGGAGGACGAGGACGAGCGGACGGUAAUGAUGGUGGAGGGGGGGCCGGAGCCGGAAGAGGAAAGCAACGAUACGGGCGGUGCGGUGGACCGAUGUGACGAUUCCGAGCAGGACGACAACAAGCUGGCGCCCCAGGAUCAGGAAAAGAUGACGCAAGCUGUUAAGAAGGUGUUCACCGAGUACAAAUGGACACCGCCGGUUGCACCGAUCAGGUCAACGAGCACCAAAAAGAAGCAACAUAUCAAGCGGCCGAUGAACGCGUUCAUGGUGUGGGCCCAGGCCGCCCGCCGCGAGAUGGCUCAGCAGCAGCCGCGACUGCAGAACUCCGAAAUCAGCAAGGAUUUGGGCAAAAUUUGGAAGAGCCUCACGGAUGACGACAAGCAGCCCUUCGUGGAGCAGGCGGAAAAGCUACGGUUGGCCCAUAAGAGUCAACAUCCGUACUACAAGUAUCAACCACGGCGCAAGAAGUCGAAACGCUGCGUCGGAACCGGUGCAAAGUCUGGCAAGUGCUGUGAGGACCACUAUGCGGAGAUGAACGAGCUGGCAAGCCCAUCGUCUAUGGACGAGGUUGCAUCGUCCAGUGAAUCUGGCUCGGUCCCCAGCACGUACACACAGUCCGACGGUCAGCGCCCUUCGACGAGCGGGUUGUCCCGCACUCACAAGCAAACGACCGGUAGGAUUUCUUCCCGAGGACGCUCGACACUUCGCAAUACUUCCACUGUUGCCGAAACGAGUGUGAUGGCUAGUGCACCGUCCAGUGCCACUAGCUAUGAGAUGGAGCUAGCGCACGAGAGUGUCACAGACUAUGGUGGCAGUGGUGCCGCUGGUACGUACGAGGCACCACUAUCUGUGGAACUGUACUCGGCUGGUGUUGAUGGGGUAAAGCCGACCGGGAGCACACUCGCAACUGCUGAUUGCCAUUUCAUGGAGGAAGGUCAACUACCGAACAUGGAGGUAGUUGAUGCACCGCAGCAGCCAAGCGCCACGCCGAACGAAUCGCCCGUCCCGGGCCAGCUGCACAGCCAGAACUCACCAUACGGAGUUCGGGACUGGAGCUCCGCUAUGGGCAUCGAAAGUCGUGGCUCAUCGUCCAUGGAGAAUGCGACGGCUUCGUACGGACUGCACGGCACUAGAAGCGUAUCGUCCAGUUGCAUGGCUCAUUCAAGCUCACACAUCCUCUCGGAUUACGCCUACUCCAACUAUGCCGCUUCGUACAUGCCAACCUCCACGGAGUAUCACAGUGCCGAGACACACUUCCAGGGUUCGACAAGUGGAACCGGUUUUGGGGAAUCGACACUUGGCUGCUACAAUCAACAACCGUCGUCACAUCGCUUCACACCGCAUUCACGAGACGUCAGCGAAGGGUCCUUUCCGCAGUACGUACAAACCCUGUCGACAGAUCCUUACAAGCAACAUUCGCCAUCCCCGUCCAUCGAUCAAGCUGGACCCACGAGACAGCAGGCCAGUGACACACCCGACCUGGAAGAGGUAAAACAUAUCCUACCAGUUCGCAUACCCUCAAUCACCCUUCACCAUGCUACUCCACAGCAUGCCGCCGGUGCUAUCGCCACCACCGCCGAGAUCGCGGACAGAACACGCGGCACCGUGCCAAUCCUGAUGCCGACCACGCUCGCCUACGUAGACGAAGGUUCCGAAGUUCCACCCGGAUACGCUCGCCACGGUACCGACGAACGUCCGCCCACCGCAGGCAUAACGAUGGUCCGGGGGCCGGACUUCCACCUGCACGCCUCUCAUACCCGUCUAACCACAAUACAGUCAUCGAACCGGAUGCAUAACGCACCAAACGGUGCUCUGUUCAAUUACCCUCUAGGAGAGUCGGGCGGUGGGCAACAGUACAUGCAGUCUGCAAUAUCCCAUCUGUCGUACGGUGGACAGCCGAGAAUGGACUCGCCCAACAUCCAGCCGCAUCGACCUGCACAUCCCGUACCACAUCACCUGCCGCUACACCAGCUGGACGGGGUCGACCAGGUGGGACAGCAUCACCAAAGCUACCACAGCCAGCAACAGCAGCAGCAAGAGUCUUACCAGUAUGGUAGCUCUCCCCCAACCGCUACCAUUGCUCAGGGAGGCCGCAUCCCUACCAGCAGUGGUGAGGGUCAAUUCUACUGA